CCCGAUCACAUGGCGACCCUGCGCAGCCAAUGCGGGGGGCGCUAGGACCCCGGGGACCCGCGGCCCCCCCCCGCCCUAUAAAUGCUUCUCCAAAAUGCAGUGGAGGUCCUUUCUCCCGUCCCGCCCGGCCGCGCCGCUCCGCGCCCCGCGCAGCCGCCGCCGCCGCUGCCUGGCGGGUCUCCGUCCCUGCUCCGCGCCCCGCUCCUUCCCCCUCCCCUUUUCCUUUUUUUUUUUUUAAUUUUAAUUUUUUUAAAUUUUUUUUAUAUAUCCUUCCCCCCCCCCCCUCCCGUUUUUCUCCUCCGCCCCCUCCCCGCGGCCGGUUUGCAUGCAUUGUCUGUCUCCCAAGAUGGUUUGUGAGACCAAGAUUGUGGCGGAAGAUCAUGAAUCAAUCCCGGGAUCCAAAAAAGAUACGAUCAUUGUUUCUUCCUCCCAGAUGUGGCCCUCUUUGGCGGGCUCCCCUUCCUCCCCCCCGCCACCCCUCAGCUCCCCAAAAGAGGACCCCAGACGCGACAAUGUCUAUAUCCGCGAAUUCCACCCCUCCGAGCAGGAGGUGGUGCGCCGCAUAUUUUACGAGGGUAUCAUGGAGCGGAUCCCCAACACGGCGUUCAGGGGGCUGAAGCAGCAGCCCCUCACUCAGCUGCUCUACGGGCUGCUGGCCGUAAUAUGCUUUGUUGUGACCAAGUCCUUCCUGCUGACCUGCUGUUUGCCCAUCUUUCUGAUGGGCAUGAGGUACUACUUCAGUAGAAAAGUUAUCCUCCACUAUCUCGAUUGUGCGCUGCAUACGGACAUGUCUGAUAUUGAGCAAUAUUACAUGAAACCGCCAGGCUCCUGCUUCUGGGUCGCCGUCCUGGACGGCAACGUGGUGGGAAUCGUGGCGGCACGGGGCAACGAGGAAGACAACACGGUGGAGCUGCGCCGCAUGUCCGUCGACUCCAACUACCGUGGCAAAGGGAUCGCCAAGGCCCUGGGGCGCAAAGUGCUGGAGUUUGCCAUGCUCAACAACUACUCCUCCGUCGUGCUGGGAACCACGGCCGUGAAGAUGGCAGCCCACAAGCUCUACGAGUCCUUGGGGUUCAAGCACGUGGGUGUCGUCGAACAUUACGCCCUGCCGGGGAUGACGCGCUCCUUACUGGAGAGAAUGUUUUUCCAGCUCCGCUACCACCGCUACCGCCUGCAGCUGCGGGAAGAAUAAAAAAACCCAACCAACCAAACGAAAAAAAAAAAAAAUUAUCUUUUUUUCCUCCUCCUCCCCCUUCAAAAAUAAUAAAUUACCCUCCUAUUUCUCGUCACUGUUGAUUUGCCAAUUUUGGGUUGAGUUUUUGUUCCCUCAUGUCAUCUUUUGGUUUGCUCCGUGCAGCUCGAUCGUCCGGCCGAGGAGCGUUCCUUCCUCGCAUGCUGUAGGUGGUGGUGCUGGGAGUCCUGCGACCCGGCGGGGCAGAGCGGAGCGGAGCAGCGGCCUCUCCUUCCCAGGUACCUCCGUAAAGCACAGAAACUUAACUGCAAAAUAGUACCACUGCUCUGGUGUACAUAGUCUUCUCCUUUUCCAAAUGUAAGAUAACAUAGUGAUGCAUUCAUAAUAGCGCGGAAAUAUUACUUGAAUGCAGUUUUCAGUAUUUCAUGCACCAGUAAGUAGAAUAUGCAUUCGUCUUACCGUUAUUUACUGGUUAAUAGUUUUCAAAGAAAAGGUGGGGGGUAAACACCCCCCCCCCCACCGCAACCCGCUUGCUACAAUGCAUGAAGAGGAAAGCGCGUGCACGCACUCAAACACAUCGCACUGCCACCACGGCACUGGUGUUGCACUUUUUUUGGAUGUGCCUCAUUCUGCCAAAUGUCUGAGAGACCCUGGGUGCAUCCGGUAACCACGACUCCGCUCCAUUCCCCCCCUCCUUCCUAAGCCAGCACAGACUCGGACCGGCUGAACUCUGAGCCCCAUUGUACCAUAGUGUGAAGUUAAGAUCAAACCUAAAUAUCUCCUGCGCUGUUCUGUAGCCAUGCGUAACCUGCAGUCCUGGGCCAGACUCCGCAUGUGCGUUGGACUUUCUCUUUGCUGCCUUUUGGGGUUCUUCGUUUGUUUGUUUUUAUUUUAUUUUUAAGGGGUUUUUUUUUGUUGUUGUUAUUACUUUUAGUUUUGGCUUUUGCUGAAUGGUGUCAUUGAGGCGUAAUGGAGGCUGCAGUUCCUAUGGCAACACAUUUGCACAUUAAUGUGCGCACCAAAUCUAACCACUUCAGAGAAGCAACGUGUGACAGAUAAUAGCAUUUUGGGGAGCACCGGGGUGGCGGGGGGGGAGCGUACUUAUUAUCUUAUCCAGCUGCUUGUUUGAUAAAUGUAGAUGGCCUCACUGCAGCCUUCCAUCAAAGGUAAUUAACUGCUUUAAUGAUGUCAGAUUUGUGAAUUGUACAAUGCAAAAAGCAAUGCAAAGCAGAUUCGGCAUGUGUCUGUACCCGGUAUGUAUGUACAGUGCCUGCCAACUAAAGAAUAACCGAGACUACAGCUUCUUCUAGCCUGAGAUAUCAACUUUUAUAACUUAUUUAAACAAAUAGCAACUUUGCAUGAAUUACGUCUUGGGGGAAAAAGAAGAUCGGUAGGUUUUAAUUUUUAAAAUGUGGUAUCAGAAGUAUACAGAAAACCAUUUCUGGCUGCACUUAAUUUGGGGUGGGUGGAGGGGUUCAGCUCUGUUAAUACAUUUAAAGGGAAAACCCCUUUAAUUUAGUUCCUGGGUGAAAAAAAAGUUACUAUUUUAUGAAGUAUUAUGCGUGUGGGGGGCGGGGGGGGGGGAACCGCCACCUAUCAUGAAGAACCCGAUGAAAGGGUAGAGCAUGCGUUAACCACGCUUGCGCUUGCAAACACAAUGGAAGCAUCAGCGGGAGAGCCCCAGACGGGAGCCCGCGUGGGGCUUGCGGAGAGGAGAGGAGCCGUGGGGCGGACGGGGAGGGGGGCAGCAGCACGGACCCACGCGUGCUGGAUGCUGCCCGGGUCUCACUCGUAGCGAGCGGCGCCCCGUCCUCUCCAGCCGAAAGCUUUCCCGGCACUGAGACGUGCCCGGCGAUGCUGAAUGAGAGCAGCGGGGAGGGGGCUCGCCCCAUCCCCGCUGGGGCCGCGGACUGGGCACCAGUGCCGGGGAUGGAGGGGCCGUUUGGCGCGACCCCGGCAGCGCGCUCGGCGCUGGGCUCGGGCUCGGUCCAGCCUGGAAGGAGCCGGAGGGGCAGGGUCCCGGUGUGUGUCCCAGCAAUAAGGGGGGAAAUGAGGACGGUGAAGGGCACUGUAGCAAGAGACCGUGAGUUUAAUUAACAAAAUUUCUGUAUGGGGCACUAUAUUUUUAAAAGUCUUUCUAUGCUGUACAUUUCUCCUGAAGCUGAAAUAAUGUACUGUUGGUAGGGGUUUUUGUAUAGUGUACAGAAAUUGGCAGAAUAUUUUCUUGCUGCAUUCAGUGAUUUAUUAACCGAAGUAAAAUAGACAAAUAUAAAGUGUUAGCAAAAGUUGAAAGAAAAAAAAAAAAAAACCACAAAACAGUUUGUGCCUUUUUUAGUUUAUUUUUCUGUUGCUAUAUAAUCACUGCACUAAAACCUUUCCAGAGGGGAAAAAAACAAAAACUAGUCUCUUAAUAAGGGAGGAAUAUGUAAAGCCUAAAUUGAGCGUUAAUUUUUUUAUUGGGAUAUUUAAUUAAAAGAAUGUUGCUGGUUUUAUUUGAUACCUGUGCCUUUGUAAUAAAACUCCACAUCCUGUCAGAAAAGCCAAACCUGGAAUAAAUCCCACCAGAUCCCACAGACGCAGAAGUACCAUCAGGUUACCAGUAUUUUCUUUUAAAACGUGUAAACCUUAACUGAUGAUAUUACAGUAUCUGAUCGUAAUACCUGUUGAGUUGCUUGGGAAAGGGGUGCUUUGGAAAGGUGCAGCUUUCGGGGUGCUGUCUGCAUUCCUCCCCGGGCACGCCGGAUGCCGGAGAUGCACCGAUAAGGGUUGAGUCGUUGCCACUUGGUCGGUAGCUGCUGAGAAAAUUUCUUCCUUUAACGCUCCUGCCAGUUGCUUUGUGACAGGGCUCUUUGGAAAAAAUCCAGCUGGUUGCUCCCGGCUCUCCAGCCGGGACAGCUCGUUUCCGAAGGAAAGGGCUGGCUGCCAAGUAGGCUGGGUUUUGCUUUCCUUGGAAGAUGGAGAGGUCUGGUGGGUGAAACAGCACUGAUCCCAGCCCUGGGUUUUAUUGGAAAGCCCACGUGGCUGCCAGAGCCGCAUCCCUGGUAGCAGCAGUGGGACGGGGGUACGGGACCUCCGGCGUUGUUGCCGCUUUCCCACCCAGAGCUGCUCUGAAUAGGAUUAGACAACGUCGGGCUUAAAAGCAUCGAGCGAUACUGUCGUUUCAUCUGCAUUCGUGGGAAGUUUCCCUAAACGUGAUAGCUCAGGCUCAGCUCUGGAGCGAGAAAGCCGCUGCUCUGCAUGGCCCCUGGGCUCUGGACCAUGCCGGGCUCACCCGCUGCCCUCCCCAGGGUCCGGACGCCUUGCCCCCGCUGCCUGGGCCAGCGUGCCGGUAGACCGUGGGGCAGCUCACGGGCUGACGUGGUGAGGGUGAACCGCCUUGAGCGGAUCCAUUCGUCUGCUCUGCCGCUUUCAGGGUGCACUGGUUUAAACAACACUGCGUGGAAAAGACCCCGCAGCUCAUCGCUUGUGCCCCCCAGUACUGGCUUUGCAGCCCCCCUUGGGGACCUUCUUGCUUCUCCGGCACCAGAUAGCCGUGAUCGGCACAGCCCUGCAUCGGGACCUUCCCCAUCCCCCUUUCUCCGGGCUUGACCCUCACCUCCUGACUCGCCCCAUCCCAGUUCAGCGGCUGGGUGGGUGCAGAGCAGCACAAGAUGGUUGUGGGUUUGGUCCUGAGCGAAAGAGCUUGUGAUCUGGACCUACUGCCAGAAACUCCUUGAGAUCCUAUUGCCAGUUGUCGAGUCUUAAUUCCACAGAGACUCACAUCAGUGCGAGUCGGGAGGUGGUUUUUUCCUUCCAAGGACACGUCUAGCUGGAGUGUGGGGAAGAGUGGAGCAUCUCUUGGGUUUUACCCUUAGCUGGUAAACGUCAUGGCUAGUAAGACCACUUCAGAUUUGGGUGGAGGAUGUGCUGGAGAUGCGAAGGAACUUCCCCCAGCUGUGCCAGGUGCCUGCUUUUACUUUGCUGUGCGCGUGGGUUGUCACAGCCCACUGGCCUUGCCCUGCAUGCCGUGCAGUGGCACUGAGGAUGCAGUUUCCUUGCCUGGCAGCUUUCUCCUUAGCGUUGUGGCUUUUUCUGCUAAUCCCUGUGCAGUAGUGGGCACUGCUCGAGUGGCCUCUGCUCAGAGGGGACUGGGGCAGAGCCCUUGCUCACUGGGGAAGGCACCAGGUGUGAUGUCCAAAAAUCUAAAAAAAAAAAAAAAAAAAAAAAAGGGGGGGGGGGGGGGGGGGGGACUUUGCAUUGCCGUGGCUGAGGUCCACAGCCCUCCGGCACAGCCUGGGCCAUUCCCUCUGGAGUGAGUGGGAAUGCCCUGCACACCCUGAGCAAACUGGCAUCUCAAGCACAUGCAAUAUUUGGCAAUAAGCUCUGUAGGAAGCUUGGCCCCGAAUGGAUCCAGGCCAAUAAUGCUGAGCAAUCCAACGAACAAAGAAAGCGGUUUCUAAUCUUACUUGAAACCCUUGAACUGUUAUUUGUCGUAAAUCCAUGCUGUGUUUUCCCUCCGUGAAGCAGACAGCACCUGCAAGAUGCUUAGAAAUGGCAGCUGUAAUUCAUUUCUGCUGGGAGAAGCAGAAAAGUUUGGGGCACUGCCAUCAGCCAAAAGCUGUUCUCUUCCCUUACCUCGCUGUUACUGUGGAGUAUGUGGGACGGUAUUUCUGAGCAAGCCUUUACCUCUCCCCGAGCAUGCUGCAUGCAGGCUGUACCCACGCACAGGACUGAGCAUCAGGAGCUGGGCUCUCACCUGCACGGUCCAUCCGCUCCCGUCUCUGUAGCACGUAUGGCUCAGGGAGCAGCUGGGGAAUUCGGGGCUGCUGCGGGGCACUGCCCGCUCGGGGAGGAGAGGUGCACGACCACGGGGUACCUUGGCUGCGGGGCUUUUCAGGCUGGCCACCGUGGAAGGAGGUAGCUGGUGGUGUAGUCAACGCCGUCAGGGAGAAGCAGGCUUGUUUUAAAAGAUGUUUGUUGGAAGCAAGAUGAAUUUAACAGUGUUAUUUGGAAACUGUAAGGAUGCUCGUAGCACUGCAGGGUUGAGCUGGUUGGCAGCGUGCGAUGAGGCGCAGGAGCAGGACCAGCGUUUGCGAUGCUGCAGAGGCAGUUGCACCCCCAAAGCCAGCGGCACAGCUCGCAGGGCACAAGUCGGUUUUCUUUUGCUAUAUGCGGGAUGGAUGCACCUGAAUUCUUAAAAUCCCAAGGGCCAGCUCUGCAUCUUGACUUGUUUCAGCAUCGCCCUUCAGCGAAUGCAGGGGGUAAAUGACCGUGGGGACGUCUGUCCUGAGGGCUGGGACCUGGACAGUCAUUUCCCCCCUCUGUUCGUCCCCAUGGGAAACGAGGAUGAUACUUUAGGUCACGACGUCUGAAUUUAAUAGUCCCUGUGCAGGAGAAGCAGGACUAAGGGUCGGCAGGUGGCUGUUGGGGUUCAGAUGUGCUUGUUGGGGACCCGGUGCCGCACGCCUGCCGCGGGAGCAGAAAGUGCUCGGUGCCUGGCGGGGGGUCAGGCGCCUUUCUUGCUGUAGCCGACUGCGAGAACAGAAAGUCCUGUGGUCAGAAUUCCCAAGGGAACCGUGGUUUUACAAAACCUUGUCACAAUUCUUGCUGCUGCCCGUUGCUCACUGAACCAUAUCCAUCCGUGAUGCAGGUCUGCUGCCUUUUAAUUUGCCAGAUUUGCUGGCUGAGGUGCAAAUGGAUAGAGACUGACUGCAGGGAUUUCCGAAUUGCCAAACACACAAAGGCAGGAACCAGCUUCGGUUACCUCUGAAUUAACAAUCUCAUUUUUCAAUGUGCUGGGAGCCUGUGUUUCAUUAGCGCUAGUGUGAUGCUGUUGGUAUGCACUCUAUUUAAAGCUUAAUAAAGGCAUUUUAAUUCCACACUAACUGGAGUCUUGCGGUGGAAUAUACUGUACCGCAUAAAGAAAACGAAGCGAUGCAAACUGUUAAAUAAGCUUUAAAAUGCAAAAGGAUAAUUUACUCUUUUUUUUUUUCUCCCUCAAAAUAGAUCCACACAGAAUCUUGAGCAAAAAAAUGGUGUGCUCUUGCAUGCCUCAGUAACAGAAACUAUGCACAGAGAUUAUGCUUAACUUCCACCAAAACUGCUACCUGAAUGGUCAUUUGGAGUACCUUUCAUUGAAAAUAAAAUAAGAGAAUAGUUUGAAUAACAGAGUUUAGUUAAAACACAGUACCAUUUAAAACAACAAACUCUAAGUAAGUCAGCAUUUGGAGUUUAAUGACUGUUCAAAAUUGCUGUUUAGUGCUGUCUUUGUAUUACAUGAUGGUCAGCUGCGGGAGAGAAUAUGUUUUUAACAUCUAAAUAGUAGAAGAUGGACUUAUUAAGACCAAGAGCAUAACAAAUACAUAAUGCAACUGUAAAUUUAUUUACGAGUAACAUGUUUGAAUGCAGAAGCAGCUACUGCUGUGUAAGCGUAAUAAACAUAUAGCUAACGUUGUUUUCAAUUUCUUUUCCUCCAAAGCUUAGUCCUUUUGACUUGUAGUAUGUAUAUUUGCUUUUUUAAAAAUAUAAUUAGGUUUAACAAAGCAUCUGUUGCUUUGUGAGUUGUACUUAUGAUUGUGCUGGGCCGUUAGCUUUAAGCAGUUUGUGUGCUUGUGUUAUUUUAUUAAAGAAAAAGUCUUCUUGAGACAAAUGCGGUAAAGGUAAAGGAAAAAAAAAUAUUUUUUUGGUAGUGUUAAGCACAUGUGUGGUAUGCAUUUGGAAAAUGUCCAAUGUCGGUUGAAAAAAAAAAAAACUGGAGCUAAAUUGCUUACCAGAACUGCUCGUGUUUAAGGCAGUGGCUUUUUAGUUCAUGGCUUACAGGCUAAACUCAUGCCUAAAUAGAAACUCGGAUUCCCCCGAACAGCCUCUUACUCUGCAUCUCUUCACCGUUGUACAAGACCAAUGUGAAAUUAGUCUUGUGUUUUCUAUGUUCAGCAUAGUAUGUACUGUACUUUGUAACGGGAAGUGGCUACAAGUCCUCAAAGAAAAACGAACAUAUUUUAAAACAGCAAUAAUUACCACUGUAAAGCAAAUGAGCACGUGGGGGAGAGCACAGGGAGAUAGUUAAUGAAGAUGAUACCGUUAGGAACACACUGGCGUCAGUGCUGCUAUUGCACCUGGGGAGCAGGAUUAAGUACUAGGAAAGGCCAUCGGUCUCUGGGACUGGACUUCACCUUGGCAGAGAAUUUGCCCAUGUGGGAUCCCUCCGCCUGAAUCGUUCUUUGGCUUUGUAAGUCCUUACGCAGCGCAGGUUUUUCACCGUAGUUUUAAGGGUGAAUUAUUGCAAAUACCGUUCCUGGUGGGAGAGAGAACCGCGAGGAAGAGCUGUCAGAGUCACACAGAGGAAGGUAAAUGCUCGUUGCCGCAGUCUCGUACCCCAGUGUACUCUGCUACUGCACUACUGGGGCUCAACAACAGCAGAAAGUAGAAUGAAUGAAUAUAAUUUUCUUAUGGAGGGAAGCAGGAGUCAGCUCUGUUGGAAAGCUCUUCGAAUACCGUCAAGGCAUAUCGAUACAAACCAGUUCCUCUAGCGUGGCAGGACAUGUUAACGUGUGUGCGAGUUAGCCCUUGGUGUGCUUUAGGCAUUUGAGCUCCAGCCUACAAAGCGUUAUCCCGAUGCGGCGUGGUCUCUCCAUCUUCCGUCGGCAGAGCCCCGGGAGCCGGCCAGCUCUCGAGGGACAGCAGGGUGUCCUCGGGCAGGGUCAGGCGAGGUGCUCUGGACGAAUGACUUGUAGGUACUUAAGUUCUGUUCCUGAUGGCCGCUGUAACUGUGAAAAUUAACCAGACCUGCUGUGAUAAAUUUGGUUAUAUAAGGUUUAUUUGGUUAAUUUUUUAUAAGUGAAAACUGAAAAGAUGAAAGAGAAUUGUAAUAUGAAAGCAACUGCUGUAAAUAAUGUACGAAUGAAUAAAAUCUAAAACUUA
Aquila chrysaetos chrysaetos is the source of this 9091-nucleotide messenger RNA. It is a transcript of the gene ASPNAT, whose product is annotated as N-acetyltransferase 8 like. The record is from RefSeq and is a predicted model, not a curated record. Gene Ontology annotation, cellular component: mitochondrial membrane. The transcript has 3 exons. The coding region runs from base 326 to 1192 and encodes 288 amino acids. NCBI's taxonomy places the organism in Eukaryota, Metazoa, Chordata, Aves, Accipitriformes, Accipitridae. Gene Ontology annotation, molecular function: L-aspartate N-acetyltransferase activity.